CUAGCCGGGGUCGGGGGUGGCGGAAUCAUGCGAAUUGUGCCACUCUUCGUGGCGGAUAUCGCCGACGCACGGAUCCGUGGCAUGCUUGGAUCGUUGUUACCGAUCUGCCUCAAUCUUGGUACCGUGCUCGCCUUCAUCAUUGGCAGUCUGAUGUCCUUCGGAACCUUCCCACUGGUGGUACUGGCGUUACCCGUGCUGUUCAGCAUCACAAUGGCAUUCCUGCCAGAAACGCCGGCCUGUCUGCUGCGUGCCCUCCGGAACGAACGUGCCGAACGGUCUCUCGCUUUCUACCGUGGCGUUCGGGGACACUUCCAAAAGUCGGUCCGCUUUUGCACGGAGUUCCUGCAGCUCAAGGAUUCCGUCGUGCGCGAGAAAACCGCCCCGGAUGCUGGCCUAUCGUGGAAGGAUUUUACGAACAUCAUCUCACUGUCGCUAGGGACAUCGAUCGGAUGGCUGUCACCGUUUCUGCCGCUGCUGAUCUCCGCCGACUCCCCGCUGGAACAUGGCCCAGUGACGGACGUGCAGGCCACGUGGAUCGCGUCCCUGCUCUGCAUCGGCGCCAUCGGCGGUACAUUCCUGUUCGGCUGGUUGGCGGAUCAGAUCGGCCGCAAGUCAACCCUGCUGGCAGCGGCAGUGCCACUGAUUGGGUUCUGGGGUUGUGUAUCCUUUGGUAACUCCGUUGAGGUCCUGUAUGUGGCGCGACUACUCGCUGGGCUGGGAGCAGCCGGAGUGUUCCUUGUCGUGCCGAUGUACAUCACCGAGAUCGCCGAGGAUAGGAUACGAGGAUCACUUGGGUCACUGUUCAUCCUGUUCCUCAACAUUGGCACGCUGGUUUCGUUCAUCUUGGGCAGCUAUCUGUCCUACCACCUAACGGCCUACAUUCUGUUUACGCUCCCGGUUGCCUUCUUCAUCCUAUUUCUACCGUUCCCCGAGACGCCCCAAUAUCUGGUACGCCGGAACCGGGUUCGGGACGCCGAAUCGUCUCUGAAAUACCUGCGCGGCUAUACGUCCACACCGGACCAUCUGGAAAUGUUGCGCUCGGAAAUGGACUCGCUGUUGGUGCAGGCAUCGGGCGAAAAGGACCCGGCCGAACAGAGCGGAAUCACCUGGGCCGACUUUGCUGCUCCAUCUGCACGCAAGGCUAUACUGAUCGGGCUCCUGCUGGUUUCAUUCAACCAGCUAUCUGGUUGCUUUGCGCUAAUCAACUAUACCGCACAAAUCUUUGCCGAUGCUGGCUCCGACAUUGAGCCGAACACGGCGGCCAUGGUGGUCGGAGCGAUUCAAAUCAUUGGAUCAUACGGUUCUACGCUCCUUUUCGAUCGAUGCCAGAGAAAGCAUCUCUACAUCUGCACGAGCUUCUUUGCGGCCGUCGGUCUAUUCGCGAUGGGGACGCAUGGUUAUUUGAAGAGUCAGCACAUCGAUGUCAGCGUGAUCAACUGGAUACCGGUGGCCAGCCUGUCGUUUGUGAUAUUUAUCGCCUCCGUCGGUAUGCUGCCGCUAACGUUCGUCAUUCUGUCGGAGAUUAUGCCACUGAAGAUUCGAAGCCUGGCUGGUUCACUGUGCACCGCGUUCCUGUGGAUCGUCAGCUUUCUGGUGGUGAAAUAUUUCCCAGCCGCCGUCGAACUGAUCGGCCUGCACGGCUGCAUGUGGGUGUUCAGUGCGGUCUGCCUGAUCGCCGGCCUGUUCAAUGCGAUCGUCAUUCCGGAAACACGCGGUCAAAGCAUAGAACAGAUCAUACAAGCGAUGGAGAACGAUGUCAAGCGAUAA
Molecule: messenger RNA, 1767 nt
Organism: Anopheles coustani
Lineage: Eukaryota; Metazoa; Arthropoda; Insecta; Diptera; Culicidae
Product: facilitated trehalose transporter Tret1-like
Exons: 6
Coding region: 28-1767 (579 amino acids)
Biological process (GO): transmembrane transport; carbohydrate transport
Cellular component (GO): membrane
Molecular function (GO): sugar transmembrane transporter activity
Source: RefSeq, a predicted model, not a curated record